GGCACCUGUUACCAUCCCAUUUGUCCUGCAGAGCUUGGUUUAGAGGCCGUUGCUUCCUUUCAGUCUUUCCCUGGCUUCCUGAGGAAAGCAAGAUUUCUCUACUUCUGUAUUCUGUAGCACUUUGUACUUCUUAGAUGCUUUCUCUUGGCCUCGUGUUCUAAUCAUCUCUGUGUUUGUCUCCCCAGUCUCCUAAAGAGUAAACUCCUGGCCGGUAAUUAACCUUAUCUUCCUUCCGGGCUGGCCUUGGUGGAGCCUCCCUGGUAAAUGUUUACUGAAUUUUGUGGAGCGUGGACACAGAUAUGGAGGUUGCAAGUUACUGGUGGCCCUUUGCUUAGAAUCUUUGGGGUGAAGAGUUUCCAGUCUCCUAGCGCGUUGGUGUUGUGCUGCUUCCACAUCUGGAAUAACCAAGUGCUGGGAAUUGGAAGUGGUUCUACAAUUGUCCAUGCUGUGCAGCGAAUAGCUGAAAGAGUGAAACAGGAGAAUCUGAACCUUGUCUGCAUCCCCACUUCCUUCCAGGCCCGGCAGCUCAUCCUGCAGUAUGGCUUAACCCUCAGUGACCUGGAUCGACACCCAGAGAUUGACCUCGCCAUCGAUGGUGCUGAUGAAGUAGAUGCUGAUCUCAAUCUCAUCAAGGGUGGUGGAGGCUGUUUGACGCAGGAGAAGAUCGUGGCAGGGUAUGCCAGUCACUUCAUCGUGAUCGCUGACUUCAGGAAAGACUCAAAGAAUCUUGGAGAUCAGUGGCAUAAGGGAAUCCCCAUCGAGGUCAUCCCAAUGGCUUACGUCCCAGUGAGCCGAGCAGUGACCCGGAAGUUUGGGGGCGAGGUUCAGCUUCGAAUGGCUGUGCACAAGGCGGGUCCUGUGGUGACAGAUAAUGGGAAUUUUAUCCUGGACUGGAAGUUUGACCGUGCACACAAAUGGAGUGAAGUGAACAUUGCUAUCAAGAUGAUCCCAGGUGUGGUGGACACAGGCCUGUUCAUCAACAUGGCGGAGAGAGUCUACUUCGGGAUGCAGGAUGGCUCCGUGACCGUGCGGGAGAAGCCCUUCUGCUGACCCCACGAGGAGCAGAUGUGUUCACCUUGGUCUCCAGCCCACAGCCAGGGUGGCCGUGCCUGUCCAGGAGCCUUUGCCUUAAUGUAUGGGGGGUGGGGGUGGGGUCUAAGCCCAGUCGUCUGCAGUAUUGUUACUAUGUGUCUUUUUAAACAGAGAAAUUUAAAGAUAUAUAUAUAUAUAUUUUUACUAUGAAAAAUAUUCAGUUUUUUAUAAAGUAGAACUUGAUUUCAUGUUUUAUAUGAAACAUUUACCAAAAAAUAAAUAAAUAAAAAAGAAUAGGGCAAGAAGGGGGAGACUGUCUUUAAAACCUUUGACUUGAGCCUGCUGGGUUUGCUGAGAAAUGAAUAUCAGAGCUUUUUUUGAAGCCGGUCACAUGAAGGACCUGGACAGCAGUGAUCUCCUGAUGCCUUACAGCAUGCUUGGUUUACUUUUCUGCCACUCUCUGUGUGUUUUUAGUUCGUUCUCAUUGUAAUCACGCACAAUGCAGUUACUUCUGAAGAUGAGGUUUACAAAGUCCGCUGAGUGGAACAGUGUGACGUUUGGUGACUUGGGAUUGGAAUGUAAACUCCCGGGGCAAAUGCGGUGGCACCUUCGCUAAGAUCAGGGCUUUGUUCAGACCCCUGUUGUUGGAAGCAGUUGGCCGGAAAUACUUGCCAGUGCUGCCAGGGCACUGCUGUGAAAUGUGAAAUAGUUGUUUUUUUUAAAAUCAUUUUCUUUUUGUUGUUACUUAUUUUUCUGUUGCUUUAUUAUUACUGGCAUGGUUUGGCAUCAGAUGUCAUCACCUCUUUAUGUUCUUUGAAGGUUGGAAUAAACAGUGUGGUGCCAUUUUGA
Messenger RNA from Oryctolagus cuniculus (rabbit), 1881 nucleotides. NCBI's taxonomy places the organism in Eukaryota, Metazoa, Chordata, Mammalia, Lagomorpha, Leporidae. The record is from RefSeq and is a predicted model, not a curated record.